AAAAAAAGGGCACCCAUGGAUUGCCUGGUGUCAGACAGCUUGAAUUGGUUCCUCGCCUACAAUAUUCGUAUACUUCGCGUCGUCGUCCAGUUCGAAGAGUUGCACCAUGACUUCUGCCCACGUCCUCGCCGGCCUUCUGGUAGCUGCGGCCUUGACCACUGCUGCAGCAUCUUCGCCCACUUCCUGCAUCAACGUUACCAUCAGCGAUAUUCUGGACAUCGGCACUUGCAUCGGCAAUUCCACGAACUACUGUGGCAGUACGUCGACCAGUGCCACGACUCAAGGAAUCAGCAAGAUUACCAAUUGCCUCAUUCAAGGAAUCGUAAGGUAUGGCUCUCCUGAAGGCAUCAUCAACGCACUGGCCCCUCUGCUACUUAUUACCAUCAACCGUGACAUACCCACCGGCAUCAACAUUCCCAUGUUGGGCAACAUGAGCCUGUGCAACUCGAGCGGCUGCCUGAGCUUCUUCAUCAGGAACGACUCCUGCGACGGCUCCAUCAACAUCGGUCUCCCUUCGAUGGGCAACAUCAGCUCGUGCGUCGGAGACACGGCCCAGAUGUGCACCGCUGGAUCCCCGACCACUACUAACAUGGUCCAAUCGACGGUGCAAGCCAUUGUUUGCAUCCUGACUCAGCUGCCCGCCAACCAGUUCCUCACGGUGAUCAGAAGCACCACGUGCAACUUGAUCAAGGCGGUCAACUCGGCCGUCCAGGGCAACUCAAUGCUUCAGCUGGCAUUUAUGGGCUUCAGCGCCGCUCUGAGCGCUUCUACCGGCGUAUUUUGUCCUCUGUCUGGCUGAGGAAGAUGAAUGCAAUCGAACACCAUCGCAAGACAAGAUUUGUGCAGCGUUUCCAGCAAUUAAUCCGUCCUUUCUCUUGUAUCCCAGAACAACAACAAAAAGUGCUUGGCUUAAGGUCAAUAAAAAGUGGCAAUAUCAAACGAAGAA
Molecule: messenger RNA, 946 nt
Organism: Dermacentor andersoni
Lineage: Eukaryota; Metazoa; Arthropoda; Arachnida; Ixodida; Ixodidae
Gene: agt
Product: O-6-alkylguanine-DNA alkyltransferase
Biological process (GO): DNA repair
Cellular component (GO): nucleoplasm
Molecular function (GO): methylated-DNA-[protein]-cysteine S-methyltransferase activity
Source: RefSeq, a predicted model, not a curated record